Messenger RNA from Mycosarcoma maydis (corn smut), 1482 nucleotides. RefSeq lists its product as uncharacterized. The record is from RefSeq and is a predicted model, not a curated record. Gene Ontology annotation, biological process: regulation of cyclin-dependent protein serine/threonine kinase activity; regulation of transcription by RNA polymerase II. Gene Ontology annotation, molecular function: cyclin-dependent protein serine/threonine kinase regulator activity. The coding region runs from base 1 to 1482 and encodes 493 amino acids. Gene Ontology annotation, cellular component: nucleus; transcription factor TFIIK complex. Lineage: Eukaryota; Fungi; Basidiomycota; Ustilaginomycetes; Ustilaginales. The transcript has a single exon.
AUGGUAGUCGUAAAGACAGAGCCAAGCACGGUAGCUCUUGCUGCUGAUGCCGCCUCUGCCUCCAAAUCCAUUCACCCAGCCGCUGGCCCUUCGUCAUACCGAGCAGCUUCGAUGCGGCCCGUCGAGAUCGUCUCGACGCCUUCCAUCCCACCGCCGUUCGGACCAUCCUCCGCCUACGCUCAGACGUCUCAAGCACGCAACUGGCGAUUCAGCCAUGCAGAACUAGCGCGCAUCCGCGCUUCCUGCAACGCUGCUGCGCGAGCACGUCUGCAAACCAUCUGGGCCGAAGAGACGGGCUCCUCUUGCUCUGCCACCAUCCCUUUCCUCUCGGUCGAAGACGAGCUGGCACUGAUCGCCUACUACCUCGUCAAAAUUGGCCAGAUUGUUCACGCGCUCAAACUCCCUGAACUCGUCGAAGCUACCGCGACCACAUUCGUCAAGCGCUUCUACCUGCGCAACACAUGCAUGGAUUUUCACCCCAAGAACAUCGUCACUACGUGCAUCUUCCUCGCUUCCAAGUCGGAAAAUUACGCGCUCAACCUCGCCGACUUUGCACGCAAGCUUGCAGGCAAACAGGCCGCCGAGAACAAGGCGCUAGUCGAAGAGAACACGAGGACGGUGCUCGAUCUAGAGUUUCUCGUGAGCCAGAGUCUCGCGUUCGAAUACGCGGUUACCGGCGCACACAGGAGUCUGUAUGGACUGCUCUUGGAUCUGCAGUCCAUCCAGAUUGGUGAAGAUAUGUCCAGAGAGGAGCUGCACAAGUUAGCAGCCGAAGCACACGCCAAGUUGGCAAAGACCAGGUUGACCGAUGCAGAGUUUGUGUAUACGCCGUCGCAGAUCGGCUUGGCUUGCAUACGAGCAGUAGAGCCCAAGGGAAAGCACAUCGUAGCCGCCUGGCUGGACAGUAAGCAGAAAACAGCCAGCAGUGCUGCGCUUGCAGCCAAGAGGCACCGCCAAGCCGUGCGAGAGCAGGAAUCCCAACGUGUCGCCAGGGCCAAGAUCGCUUUUGCCCGACGAACAAAGGGCUUACCAGGCGCCAAAGCGGUCGAAGACCAAUUGGCAGCAGAGUCAAGUGCUACAACCCAAGAGGUGGAAUUCGACGAUUCGCUCUUGCACCAUCAGCCAUUGGGAAUGUCGCGCGAUCAACUCGAAGCCACACUCGACCAGAUCGAGCAGCUCAUUCACCAGCGCGAAAUCGGCGGUUACACAGGCAAAGGAACAGGCGCCCAAGAUUUGGAGCGCAUCAAACAGAUCGAUGCAAGACAAAAGCUGUGUAUGAAUCCCGAAAACGUUCCUGGCUCAAAGCUGUUCCGUAAACGACGCGCACAAGACGACGAUGACGAUGCCGAUCAAGUGUCGACGCGUAGGCAUGGAAAGAGAGCCAGAGGUGACGAUGCAAAGUCGAUAGCGAUGGAUUCCGAUGAUGACGACAACGUCCCCGAGGCGCACGCGCUGAGAGCCAAGCCUGAGCCACAGGUCUAG